Messenger RNA from Xiphophorus couchianus (Monterrey platyfish), 975 nucleotides. The record is from the annotation of a RefSeq genome assembly. Lineage: Eukaryota; Metazoa; Chordata; Actinopteri; Cyprinodontiformes; Poeciliidae.
AUGGCACUGCUUCUCUUAAACACCCUCAUUAACCCUUUAAUACUCAUCAUCUUCAUCAUACUAGCCGUCGCCCUCCUAACACUCCUAGAACGAAAAGUACUAGGCUACAUACAACUCCGCAAAGGCCCCAAUGUUGUCGGCCCCUAUGGCCUUCUCCAACCAUUCGCUGACGGUCUCAAACUUCUAAUUAAAGAACCAAUCCGCCCAUCUACCGCCUCCCCACUCUUGUUCCUCUUCACCCCCAUUCUAGCUUUCACCCUGGCCUUAACACUAUGGGCCCCCCUUCCACUUCCCUCCCCACUAGCCGAUUUAAACCUCGGCAUCUUAUUUAUUCUAGCCCUCUCAAGCCUAACAGUUUACUCCAUCCUAGGCUCAGGAUGAGCAUCCAAUUCAAAAUAUGCCCUAAUUGGAGCCUUGCGUGCCGUAGCCCAAACCAUUUCCUACGAAGUAAGUCUUGGCCUGAUUUUACUUAGCACCAUUCUUCUCGCAGGAGGUUUUACCCUACAAACAUUUAACACCGCACAAGAACAAACCUGACUUAUUCUUCCCGCACUACCCCUUGCUGCCAUAUGAUACGUAUCUACCCUAGCCGAGACAAACCGAGCUCCCUUUGACCUAACAGAAGGAGAAUCUGAACUAGUCUCAGGCUUCAACGUAGAAUACGCAGGAGGUCCCUUCGCCCUUUUCUUCUUAGCCGAAUACGCCAACAUUAUCUUAAUAAACACCCUCUCUGCCACACUUUUCCUGGGAACACCCUUUAGCCACACCCUACCAGAACUGACCUCUUUUAACAUUAUAACCAAAACCGCCCUCCUCGUAACAAUUUUUCUUUGAGUCCGGGCUUCCUACCCACGAUUUCGGUACGACCAGCUCAUGCACCUAACCUGAAAAAACUUCCUACCCAUUACCCUCGCCUUCGUCAUCUGGCACCUUUCCUUACCCCUGGCCCUCUCGAGCCUCCCUCCCCAGCUAUAA